Molecule: messenger RNA, 1434 nt
Organism: Rhizopus microsporus ATCC 52813
Lineage: Eukaryota; Fungi; Mucoromycota; Mucoromycetes; Mucorales; Rhizopodaceae
Product: BAR-domain-containing protein
Exons: 4
Coding region: 1-1434 (477 amino acids)
Cellular component (GO): cytoplasm
Molecular function (GO): protein binding
Source: RefSeq, a predicted model, not a curated record
AUGAUUAAAAAUAUUGGUAAACUAAAGCAGUGGACAGGUGAAAAACUGGGAUCAGCUAAGAUCACCUUGCAGACUGAAGACUUUCAACGACUUGAAGUAGAAACAGAUAGAAAGAGGAUAGCCUUUGAGAAGGUGCAUGCAGCAGCCAAUAUUAUGCAGACACAGCUAGCCAAACGUAAGCCAUCACCUGAAGACAAUUAUAAGUCAAAGAGACUGCCUGGUGACAUCUUGGGUGUGUGUUGGGCUAACUAUGGUAACGAGUUUAAUGGCGAUGCAUCAUUAGGUGUCGCCUUGAAUAAUUUUGGCCAUGCUCAGAGUAAAUUGGCAGAGUGUCAGGACGACUUUGCCAGCUCAAUGAAGUAUGAUUACUUGGAGAAGUUGGAAGAAGGCAUGAAUCAGUUUAAAGAGUAUCAAGCACUUCGUAAAAAGCUUGAAUCACGUCGAUUGGAUUACGACGCUAAAUUGGCUCGUUUACAAAAAUCGAAAAAGGAAAAACCGGAGCUUGAACAGGAGAUGCAAGCAGCCAAAUUAAAGUACGAAGAAACAGAGUACGACGUUAUACAAAAGCUGGCGUCGCUACAAGAAUUUGAAGACGAGCAUUGCAUUGCCCUUGAGCACUUGCUGGACUUGCAGAUACAGUAUCUUAGUCGUUCAUUAGAGAUUGUGCAACAAGUAAAAUCAAAUUGGGGAAAAGGAACACCUUCGGUUGUGCACGCUAGUAAAACAAAGAUGACAGCUGUCUCUCGUAUGGAUCUGAGUAGACAAGCCAGUACAGAUCAUUUGUCACCCAGGCUAGUUCCUUCCAGCACGGUCCGAAAACUAUCUCAGGAUGACGGUAUCCGUCAACCGCCGCCAGUACUACCUCGCAAACGAUCACAAUCUUCACCACCCAAGAGAAAGGCGCUCUAUGACUUUACAGCAAACAGUCCUGAUGAACUCUCGUUCAAGUCAAACGACAUUAUUCAAGUAGUAGAGGAGGUUGACGAAGGUUGGUGGCUAGGAGAGCUGGACGGUCGACGGGGCAUUUUCCCGGUCAAUUACACAGAGGCGGUGACAAACCCGCCCAUUCCUGCCAGACCUCCCUUGACAUCGUCCUCAUCUUCACGCAGCCAAAUAUUUGUGGAUGAGCCCGAAACAUUAGCUGAAUCACCUUUUACUGACAAUUAUCGUCGUCCUCAACAAUCACCUGCGGCUUCACCUACCCCUCACCGUAUUGCACCACCUCCGCCUGCUUCUCGUACGCCGCCUGUCAUGCAAACAUCCAGAAGCAACACGACCAUUCGAACUACACCCAAUACACCUCAAUUUAAAGUUACCAGCGACUACUUUGGAUCUGCCCCUUCUGCUUCGGUUUGUGGCGAAUGUGGAUGUAAUGAGUUUGCAGCCAAUGUAUUUAAAAAGGGACAUUGUAACAACUGCUUCCAUAAACAUUAA